AUAAGGAACCAGAGAUGUUUAAAGCUUGAGUGGACUUUAAAUAUACAGGACUUUAUAUGAUCUGAACUGCUGAUCCGGUCUGAAAUGAGCAUCUCCACUGAGGAAACCCUGUUGGAUUUAAUUCACAGUGGGCGUGGCCUGAAGGUGUGGUCGGCCACACCCUACUUGAUCAGUCUUGGUAGUGGUGGCUUUAUUACUUUGAUACCUCUAACUGAAGAAAUAUCACAAAUUGGUUUUGAGGAUGCAGAGUCGCCACAGGAUGUCACCGCUGACGGUCCAGGGAUCCAACCGCACCACUGUGUCAUCACCAACAGUGCUGGAGUUACUACUUUACACCCCAAUGGAAAUAUGUGCCGUCUUGAUGGAGUUCAAGUCACCAAGCCAGCAAUGCUCACUCAUGGUAAUACACAGUAUUUUUAGCCUCCCCUUAAAAAUUGCAUUUAUAAAUCCCUUACUGUACUGUUACAGUAACUAACCACUACUGCCCACUUGCUAUCAUUGCAUCAAUAGUGCUCUUUCAUAUCUGAAACUCCCCAGAGGUUAUGGUUAUAAAUGGAGGUCAACUAUUUGAUGUGGGCAUGUCUUAUUCGGCCACUUAGCAGGUUCUGUGGAUCUAACCUUGCUUGCUUACGGCCUCAGAGAGAUAUCAAAACAAACAAUGGCAUUGAAUAACUUCCUGUACAGCAAUAUCACUCAGACCUGACACACCACAGGAAUAACAUCUCUUGCCCACUUUCUCUCUCUCUCUCUCU
Sinocyclocheilus rhinocerous is the source of this 752-nucleotide messenger RNA. RefSeq names its product pleckstrin homology-like domain family B member 1. The transcript has 3 exons. The record is from RefSeq and is a predicted model, not a curated record. The coding region runs from base 85 to 420 and encodes 111 amino acids. Gene Ontology annotation, molecular function: protein binding. NCBI's taxonomy places the organism in Eukaryota, Metazoa, Chordata, Actinopteri, Cypriniformes, Cyprinidae.